This is a messenger RNA of Durusdinium trenchii, 152 nucleotides long. Lineage: Eukaryota; Dinophyceae; Suessiales; Symbiodiniaceae. The record is from the annotation of a GenBank genome assembly.
GCACCUUCGAGGACUUCCUCACUGAAGAGCACAUCUACCACGUGGAAGAAACCAGUGAGGACCAAGGGUCUCCAAUGCCAGUGAAACGCUGGAAGACGCUGAUCUCCAACUCUCAGACCCAGCUGAACAAACUUCAUGCCUAUGUGGAUAAC